AUGUUGCCAGUAGUGGUUUAUGUCCUAGCACAAACGGACAUCAUAAAAUACAUUCUCUCCCGGCCGUAUCUCAGGAAUCGGAUGGGAAAGUGGGCAGUGGCAAUGUCAGAAUUCACGCUCGUUUAUGUGCCUCAGAAAGCAGUUAAAGGACAGGUCCUUGCCGAUUUUCUCUCAGAUCACCCAGGAGUCAACAUAAAAGAAGAAAUCGGCUGCAUGGAACUACAUCCUUGGAAAUUAUGGUUCGACGGAUCAAGAACAGAAAAAGGUGCCGGGGCAGGAAUCGUCAUCAUCUCGCCCUCGGGGGCACGAUUCACAAUGUCUUGUUCCUUAGCAUUCAAGUGUACCAACAACCAAGCCGAGUAUGAGGCUCUCAUUUUAGGUUUGGAGAUCUUAAUGGAGCUGGGGGCAAAAUCGAUCCAAGUCUGGGGCGAUUCACUGUUGGUGAUAAAACAGGUUGCUGGAGAAUACAAGUGCGAGUCGGAACUCUUAAUCAGAUAUUGUAACAAAGCUAAGCAUCUUAUUGGUGGUUUCUCGGAUACAUGGUUAGAAUACACAGAGAGGAGCGACAAUAUGGAGGCGAAUGAUCUCGCCCAGCACGGUAGCGGUUAUAAGCCUUGCCAUGAGUAUGAAGCGAUCCGACGAGAUACACCAAACUUGGUAACAAGAGACGAUGCGAUAUACGAGACGACCCAUUCCGUGUACCAGUUGGACUUUUCGACAGAUUGGAGGAAAGAGAUAAUUAAUUGGCUUAAAUCACCAGAUAUGUCCAACAUAAGAUUGCGAACUUUGGCCCUCAAUUAUGUAAUCCUGGCCGACGAGUUAUACAAAAGGGGGAGUGACGGGUUGCUGUUUAGAUGCGUCGGCCCAAAAGAAGCGAUGUUGGUCAUGGCCGAGGUACACGAAGGCAUCGCCGGUGCGCAUCAAGCUGGUCCACAAAUGAGAUGGCUGAUCCAUAAAUACGGGUUCUAUUGGCCCAAGAUGGAGCAAGAUUGUAUCCGAUACUCCCAAGGGUGCGAGGCAUGCCAAAAGUGCGGUCCCAUACAGCAUGUUCCUGCUGAAACGCUACAUUCAAUAGUAAAGCCUUGGCCGUUCCGAGGAUGGGCUGUGGAUUUAAUCGGCAAAAUAUACCCAUCGUCGUCAAAAGGACACACGUUUGUGAUUGUCGCAACCGAUUACUAUUCCAAAUGGGUUGAAGCCAUCCCAUUGAAAUCACCAAGUCAAGAAUCGGUCAUAAAGUUCUUCAAAGAGUAUAUUAUCCUAAGACAUGGUUUACCAGAAACUAUUACCACAGACCAAGGAACUAUGUUUACCGGAGGGGAAAUAACCGAUUAUGCAAAAGAGAUGGGCUUCAAAUUGAUACGUUCGACCCCGUAUUACGCGCAGGCGAAUGGCCAAGCUGAAGCAACCAACAAGGCGAUAAAGGGUAUUAUUCAGAAGAUGAUUGAAGACAACCCGAAACAGUGGCAUCAGAUGUUGACAGAAGCCGUUUGGGCGAAUCGCACGAGCUAG
Mercurialis annua (annual mercury) is the source of this 1509-nucleotide messenger RNA. RefSeq lists its product as uncharacterized. Gene Ontology annotation, molecular function: nucleic acid binding; RNA-DNA hybrid ribonuclease activity. Gene Ontology annotation, biological process: DNA integration. Lineage: Eukaryota; Viridiplantae; Streptophyta; Magnoliopsida; Malpighiales; Euphorbiaceae. The record is from RefSeq and is a predicted model, not a curated record. Bases 1 to 1509 code for a protein of 502 amino acids. The transcript has a single exon.